Messenger RNA from Trachymyrmex cornetzi, 812 nucleotides. Its product is annotated as 15 kDa selenoprotein. Gene Ontology annotation, cellular component: endoplasmic reticulum lumen. Lineage: Eukaryota; Metazoa; Arthropoda; Insecta; Hymenoptera; Formicidae. The transcript is spliced from 4 exons. Gene Ontology annotation, molecular function: oxidoreductase activity. The coding region runs from base 345 to 812 and encodes 155 amino acids. The record is from RefSeq and is a predicted model, not a curated record.
CCUGGGCCAACCAAGUAAGAAGAAGCAGCUCUUAGCUCUUAUGUCGAUAUGAGCUUUUAUAAUCUCAAUUGUAAUGGAGGAAAGUUCUUUCACCAUGUCCUUAAUAGUGGCCGAUAGUGAUUAAUAGUGGCAAAUUUCUACGAUUAAUAUUUCGCUUUGUCGAACAGAGUAACGCUUUUUUUUCAGACAGAUUCUUUUCGGAUAAAAACGCAUUGAAGAAGUAUAAUUUUUUCGAUUUUUUAGCUGGUGGAGCUAAACAUUACCUUUAUAAUAAUAAAGAUCUCCUUUGAUAAAAAUACCGUAAAAUUAGUUCUUUAUUUAAUUAAAUUAUAUGUGGUGACAAAAUGAAUCACUUAUUACAUACGGUUUUAUUUUUGUUUAUCAUUACAAUGGACAUUGCUGUCGCAGAGUUUUCAGCGAAUGAUUGUAAGAUUUUGGGAUUUAAUAAAGCCAAUGUGCUCUGCUCGACCUGCAAACAUUUUGCAGAAUCUGAUCUAGAAAAAAUUUAUACUACAUGUAAGGAAUGUUGUCUAAAAGAUAACGAUUACGAAUUGUCUGGAUCAAAACGCUAUCCCAAAGCUAUCCUUGAAGUGUGUACGUGCAAAUUUGGACAAUAUCCACAAAUACAAGCUUUCAUCAAAAGCGACCGACCAAAAAAGUAUAAGAAUCUCAACAUAAAGUAUGUAAGAGGUUUAGAUCCGAUCAUUAAGUUGUAUGAUGCAGAAAAUAAAGUUGAAGAUGUACUCGAUAUACACAAAUGGGAUACAGAUUCUGUAGAUGAAUUUCUGUCGACUCAUCUUUCUAAGGAUUAA